UCCCUCCCCCCGGAACUAAACCUGGACGAGCUUCCUCCCUGUAGCUCCGCCGGCUCGCUGCCUGCCUCUGUCCGUGGUUCUGAACACAUUUUUUUCUUUCUUUUGCCGUGGAUUUAGUGGAUUUUGGCGCGUGGUGGUGGAGGUGUGAGAGCGGACACAAGCAUGGUUUCGCGGAGAGUGAAGUCAUGAGCGAACACGGGAUCUGAAUCACACACACACACACACACACACAUACACACACUCCCCGGAAAAAAAGGGGGGACAUUUUCGUCUCACCUUGGAGGUCACAAACCAUAACCACAAUCCCCCUCCCCUCCCCUCUCAUCCUCCUCCUUUUCCACCUCCAAAGGUUUUGGGUUUUUUUCUCGAGGGGGAGUUCAUCCUUUCAGGAGUGUGACCCCCACCGCCCUCUUACUCACCCCGCCAGGAACCCCUCCACACACACCCCUCCCUUCUCCAAACAAAAUGAGACUGGCAAAAAUGUACCGACUGAACGCGCUGGGGAUCUAUUUGUGGGAAACAGUAUUAUUUUUCAGCUUGGCAGCAUCCAAAGAAGCUGCAGCGAGGAAAGCCGCCUCCCCGAUGCCGCCAUCUGAGUUUCUGGACAAACUCAUGGGUAAAGUUUCGGGUUACGACGCCAGAAUCCGGCCCAAUUUUAAAGUGUGGAACAAAGACCCCAAAGGCUCCAAAAAUGAAGCUACUCACAAGAAAGGUCCGCCUGUAAACGUAACCUGCAACAUUUUUAUCAACAGCUUUGGGUCCAUUGCUGAAACAACAAUGGACUACAGAGUAAACAUCUUCCUGAGGCAGCAGUGGAACGACCCCCGGCUGGCUUACAGCGAGUAUCCCGACGACUCACUGGACCUCGACCCGUCCAUGUUGGACUCCAUCUGGAAACCUGACUUGUUCUUUGCCAACGAGAAAGGAGCCAACUUUCAUGAGGUCACCACCGACAACAAGCUGCUACGCAUCUCUAAGAAUGGCAAUGUGCUCUACAGCAUUCGAAUAACGCUGGUCCUGGCCUGUCCAAUGGAUCUGAAGAACUUCCCAAUGGAUGUGCAGACCUGCAUCAUGCAGCUGGAGAGCUUCGGCUACACCAUGAACGAUCUCAUCUUCGAGUGGGAUGAGAAGGGAGCUGUGCAGGUGGCCGACGGCUUGACGCUACCUCAGUUUAUACUGAAAGAGGAGAAGGACCUGCGCUACUGCACCAAGCACUACAACACAGGAAAAUUCACGUGCAUUGAAGCUCGUUUCCACCUGGAGCGUCAGAUGGGUUACUACCUGAUCCAGAUGUACAUCCCCUCGCUGCUCAUCGUCAUCCUGUCCUGGGUUUCCUUCUGGAUCAACAUGGAUGCCGCGCCAGCCCGAGUAGGUCUGGGCAUCACCACUGUGCUGACCAUGACCACGCAGAGCUCUGGUUCCAGAGCCUCCCUGCCAAAGGUGUCCUACGUAAAAGCCAUCGACAUCUGGAUGGCCGUCUGUCUGCUGUUCGUGUUCUCAGCCUUGCUGGAGUAUGCCGCCGUCAACUUCAUCGCACGCCAACACAAAGAGCUGCUGCGCUUCAGACGGAGGCGACGACACAUGAAGCCUGAAUCUUGGCCUGUGUUGCAGGAGGAUGAGACGGGCGAGGGGCGCUUCAGCUUCCCCGGCUAUGGCAUGGGCCCCACCUGCCUGCAGGCCAAAGACGGCAUGGCCAUCAAGGGCAACAACAACAACGCCCCGACCUCGGCCGCACCCGAGAAGAGCAUCGAGGAGAUGAAGAAGCUCUUUAUCAGUCGGGCCAAACGUAUUGACACGGUGUCCCGUGUGGCCUUCCCGCUCGUCUUCCUCAUUUUUAAUAUUUUCUACUGGAUCACUUACAAGAUCAUCCGCAGCGAGGACAUCCACAAGCAGUAGUUCAAAAUAAAGAGGAGGAGGGCGGUGAUACAGAAGAAACAAAAAAGAGGAAGAUGAAUUCAAGGAGAUAUAAUUGCCCCUUUUACCAACCAAGCCUCUUGUCCUGGUCCUCUUCUUACAACCUCUUCCUCUUUCAGUCGAGGAUAAGUUGCUUUUUGUGGCAGUUAAUCUUCCCAAACUUUACCUGACCUUAUCUUUUGAAGCACUUAUCGUUUUGUUUUCCCUUCAUUCUUCUCCCACUUCCUCAAUCCCAGCUCCUCUUCUCGUGUCUUUCCAGCUCCUGAAUAAUCCGAACCAGUGCAAUAGCAAUGCAGUAAAAUGCAUGAUAUAUGAAUGUGGCAAUAUAUUAAAGAAAAGAAGAAAAAGUCAACUUUUUCAGGCUCACUCAAGAAACUGUUUGGAAGUGAACUAACUGGAACAAAAAGGAGACAUUAAGGAGAUCUUGUAUUUGAUUUCAGUUUUUUGUGUGAAGACCAGAUAUAUAUAAUUCUAUAUGAAAACAUGAUGUGGGGACGGGGCGGGGGAUGUGCAAGAGGUAUACGGUACUGUAAUAUACUCAUAUAUCUAUUAUAAUUGGAAAAAAAUAUAUAAACUUUGUCUCCAAAGGUGGAAAUCUGGAAUGAAAGAUGUUUCACCCAAAAAAGGGAAAAAAAAAAGAAAGGAAAGCGGAUCAGUGCUUCCACUAAACAGAGUGAUGGAAGGAUCUUGCAUUCUAUAUAUCUAGAUUUGCUUUUAACAUGUAUUGCGAGCACUUGUCAAAGCUUUCCUUCCCUCCCGCUGCCAACGCCACAAAAACUGCAGAGACAUUUGAGGUUUGAUGCUGCUGCUACUGCAAAUCACAUGACUGGAUUUAAGGAAAAUAGAGAAACAAUAGCAACAACAAAAAAAUGAAAAAAGAGAGAAACAAAAACACUGGACAAACAGUGCUGAAGAGUAUCUGUGAUAAACGUGUUCCUCUGUCAGUCCGUGAUUUAUUUCAUAUUGCAUUUGUUGUUUUUUGGGGGGCUUUUUUGUACUUUAAAUUAUUUCAUGUGCCAACUAAACAUGUCACUUGUGGCUGUACUAUGCUCUUCAGCUCCGACCUUUUCGUCUGGAGGGAGGGAGAGUUGUUCGAUGUCAGCAGCUGACGUCUUCUGACGUGCUUCUUCUGGGUUUUUUUGAUCACUGGGAUUUUAGUUUCCAUCAGCAGGAGAGAAAGACCAGCUCCAUCCCUGGAAGGAGGAAAAAAAACAAAAAAAACAACGCUGUUUCUCAUCAGCUUUCCUUGCCGUGUUGAUCGGGAACUGAAA
This is a messenger RNA of Melanotaenia boesemani (Boeseman's rainbowfish), 3185 nucleotides long. It is a transcript of the gene glra1, whose product is annotated as glycine receptor, alpha 1. Lineage: Eukaryota; Metazoa; Chordata; Actinopteri; Atheriniformes; Melanotaeniidae. Gene Ontology annotation, molecular function: extracellularly glycine-gated chloride channel activity; transmitter-gated monoatomic ion channel activity; glycine binding. Bases 466 to 1896 code for a protein of 476 amino acids. The record is from RefSeq and is a predicted model, not a curated record. Gene Ontology annotation, cellular component: postsynaptic membrane; neuron projection; plasma membrane. The transcript is spliced from 11 exons. Gene Ontology annotation, biological process: signal transduction; nervous system process; chloride transmembrane transport.